This is a messenger RNA of Aspergillus calidoustus, 945 nucleotides long. Lineage: Eukaryota; Fungi; Ascomycota; Eurotiomycetes; Eurotiales; Aspergillaceae. The record is from the annotation of a GenBank genome assembly.
AUGGCAACUCCUGAUCCAAUCCCAAUCCCGGCACCCCCGCAAAAAAUCGAAGCAGACCUCAUCUUCCCCACAAACACCACCUACACCCCGCUCGCCUACUUCCCCCUGAUAAUCGGCCUCACAAACACCCCCGUCACCUGGCCACUGCAUGCAAUCCUCUGGAUAAUCCUGGAGCCGCUCGACGCCCAAACGCGGAAUCACAGCCACACGGGGGAAUACGAGGAGUGGGAACCGUUCCCGUUCCCAGCAGAUGGUGGGCUGAAUUUCACGGUUGGGAUUCCGCCCGCUGAUCCGUACAUCUAUCAUGUUUUUCCGGCCAUGUUGAGGGGCUUUUCGCGGGGGAGGUGGAGGGUUGUUUGGGAGUUUGGGCUUCUGCAUAGUUGUCGUGAGGGGAGCGAGAGGGUGGAUGACCAUUGGUGGGAUUGGGGGAUUGGGAGGGAGGCGUUUUUUACUAUUGCCGAUGAUGAUUAUGAUGAUAAUGGCGACUCGUCGGCGCAUGACGUCGACGACGUCCUCCGUUCCUGGGACUGUACGGCCCUCGAACCCCCACCGGGAACAGAAACAGACGGCGAGCUAGCCGCCGCAUUCGAAGUCCUCGGAUGGAAGACUCUCGAGCCGGAACAUGGAGAGCCAUUCUCAAACUACACAUACUGCCCGAUCUUCAAGAACAAUAUGAAUGCCGGGACGGGGGCUACAGUUCCCGAGCCGUGUAACUUGGUCUUUGGGGAGAACGAUAUAGAGGCCAUUGUCGCGGACGCGAGGAGGAUCUCUGGAUGCCAUGGGUGGACGCUCGGGGAGAUGGAGUGGGAUUGUUAUGGGAGGGAGGAGAGGAUGAGACGGAAGUGGAGGUGGGGGAUUGGGGUUAUUGUGCUUGUUCUCGGGGCUUAUACUGUGGUUGCGGUUGGGAGGGAGUGGAGGGUUGGGAGGCGAGGGUGGAUGAGGUAG